Molecule: messenger RNA, 5819 nt
Organism: Danio rerio (zebrafish)
Lineage: Eukaryota; Metazoa; Chordata; Actinopteri; Cypriniformes; Danionidae
Gene: n4bp2
Product: NEDD4 binding protein 2
Molecular function (GO): ubiquitin binding
Source: RefSeq, marked provisional
AGAGUUGUUGGUGAUUUGAAACGGGGCACAUCAGAAUGCCAAAGAAAAAGAAAAACGGACAUAGUCCGUCCCGAGCACCAAUGCAGUCGGCUGAGUACGGAAGCGGUUCCGAGAGUCGAGCAUACGGGACAAAUGGGUCUUUUGUGACUCGGGCGGGCGCAACACAUUUAGGCUCCUCUACGCAUUACAGCAGCGGUCGGGUGGAAUCUCAAAGUCGGGACGAGAUCAUCCAGCGAAUGCAGGAGAUGUUUUCACAUCUGGAUCCAGAAGUCAUUUGCAUGGUGCUCUCAGAGGUCGAUUUUAAAGUGGACAAUGCAAUGGAUUCCCUUUUGGAGAUGUCAGACGCUGCUGAGGGCAUAGCACCACCUUCUCCACCCGUCUCAGGCUUUGAGCAGGCCGCUGCUCUCCUCAGAACCAACACCACUCAAACAGAUCUCCUCAGUGGGACAGCGCAGAGCUUUGUCUUUUCAAAUCAGCCUCGAUCUCAACCAGAGCUCAGUCCUGAUGAAACUUGCCUGACAGAGGAGUUUGAUGCUCUCUUAGAUCAAGAACUUCAAACUUUGACAACACAGCAGAUGCAAGCGAGCUCUCAUUCUCCAGUGUCCUCAAUACCUCUCUCUUCUCUGCCCUCUUCUCAAUUACUGUCUCUUGCAUCUCAGCCUCAAUGUCCAGCUCCCCAAAGCUUAGCAGAGCAUGCUGAGCACGUCUCUUACUCUGACCCUGGGCUCAGUGAGGCUCGUGGUGGUAGUUCUCCUGUGAAUGAAUUAAGUUUCGGUGGGGGUCAUAUCCCCGAGACAAAAACCAUAUCUCUUGACUUUAGUCACCUAACGCUGGAGGCCAACUCAACUGAACCACGGCCUUCUGCCUUUCAGGUUUAUCGUAGACCUGACCAACUACAUAACCAUGCAGGGGCAAAAAAGCACCAAGAAUCACUCAGCACACCUGCCAUGUUUUGGAACACGCAGGCUGCUGAAUUUCAUCCCCACUCUAUGGGACCACCCUUUAUUACACCUGUCAUUCCUAACCCUACACCUUGGAGUAGUAACCCUAUCCCUGCUUCACAGUGGCUGACUCAUGCCACUGUCAGACAAGCUCCAUUGAAGCCUUCUGCAACUGUACCGAAGUCAUGGACUCUGCCCACUAGGCACAGACUCAAACUGGAAGGGCAGGUGUUGGUCUUACUUAGAGGGGCUCCUGGAUCAGGCAAAACCACUCUUGCCAAUGCAAUGUUGGCGCAGAACCCUGGAGGGGUUGUUUUGAGCACUGAUGAAUAUUUUAUGCGAAAUGGGCAUUACUAUUUUGAGCCAAAUUUACUAGGAGAGGCCCACGAGUGGAAUCACCAGAGAGCAAAAGAUGCUUUUGAAAAAGGCCGGUCACCCAUCAUAAUAGACAACACCAAUACGCAAUGUUGGGAGAUGAAACCAUACGUUGCCAUGGCACAAAAACACAGGUAUAAGGUGCUGUUUCGUGAGCCAGAUACCUGGUGGAAGACUAAACCUAGGGAGCUGGAGAAGCGCACAAGACACCAGGUUACAAAGGAGAAGAUUAGACGCAUGUUAGAAAGGUAUGACCGAUUUGUCUCUGUCCAGACCAUCAUGAAUUCAAAUAAACCAGAACCAGUGCCAAGUGUUGCAGCUUUGACCCAAAAAGAGACAGAGCAACCUCAGCAGUUUUUACACCCUGGCCUCAGUCAUCCUGAUCUUGUUGGUGACUCUGACUUGAGCAAACUGAACUUGCACCUUUCCUCAUCUCUCCCUGAUGUGUCCUCUGUUAGCCAGAUUUACAACACCACUUCUGCAGGUGAAGAAGAAAGUGAAAUGGCCUUAUACACUUGCAAGGAGUCCAUGUUGACUUGUGAAAACGUUCAAGAGGAUGCUAGAACACCUCAGUCUGAUCUACUUGAUUCUGAAGGAUUGGACUCAGAGCUAGAUGCCUGCCUUGUUGACACUGACAAAGAAUUUAGUAAUUUAAGAAGUGGGAUAACUGAGGAAUAUAUAGUGUCAGAACAUGAGACGUUUCAUGAGCCACCUGUGGCAUUUUCAGAGUCCAUUGCUCAACGUAUAAGGAAGGUCAGAGAAAAUGAUAGGAAACCCCAGGUAAAAAGUGUCAUUGAUCAGCCUGUGAACCUUGACCCCAUUCUUGACUCUUCAGAACCAAAAAAGGAGAAAAGAUGUGAGGGUGAGCCUUUUGUUGAGGACAAAGUAGUGCGACCAGAGCUUUUAGAUUUUGUGGGAGACUGGCCACUGGUAUCUCAAGACCAGCGUCAAGGAAGAUGUCAGAAUUCUAGGAAUAACAUCUUUAAUAACAGCGGUUUGGAAGCUAGUGUUGUUGAACACCAAGAUAACAAAGAUAAAGAUAAGGAUGGUCAAGAUAAAGAUGUCAGUACAGACAGCACAGCUGAAUUUCAGAAACUAGUCGAUCUACUGCAGGGUGGAGGAAGAAACUCCUUUCCAGAUUUUUACCACACUCCGUCUUCAAAUACACUGACUACUCUACAGUCGUCUUUAUUAAGUGUAAAAGAAAGUGACCGGGAUCUAGAGCCAAUGGUUUUGCCUGAACUCCCUGACUGCGUACUCGAGAGGAAGUACUCUGAGGGCACUAACCCAAGGAAGGAUUACAUUUAUUCUCCAAGUACACAAGAACAGGGAGCAGACCCAAUUGGGCCGUCUAACCAGAUGUCUUCUGAAAAGAGCACACAGGACGAGAUUGAGCAGGAAGACAAUGGAAAAGGUUCAAAGGUUGUCAUAGACUCAGAAGGCAGUCUGGAGAGAAGGAAAGGGCUCAGCCGAAGAAGUGGAAAAUCUUGUAAAUUGGCCCUCACCUUCACUAAUCAAAGCACUUCGUCACCCUGCUCACAAUCUCCAGUUGUUUCACAUUUACUCUCUGAAAUUACACCUGCAGGAGGAACACCUUCAUUGCCCAUGCUGUGUUCCAGUACCUCAGCCCAAACAUACCCUCAGGACUUUGCUUUGCUUUGGCGAAUUGACCAGCAGAAAUCUUUUGAAUUAGCUUCAGACUCAUCUAAUAGUAGGAUGUUUGUUUUGGAAGGAAACUCUUUGCGUUUCACUCCAAAAAUAAAUGAAGAGGAAUCUGCUUGGCAGCACAGAGUACCAUAUCGUGUGGUCCAUGAAAAAGGUUCUCAGGUGGAAGAUAAUGACUUUAGAGAAUCCAACUCCAAACAACAAAACCUUGAAAUUCUGAGCGGUCAUUUCAGACAUGUUUCUGUUGAUAUACUGGAGGACCUUUAUGAAAAGUGCCAUCAGGAUAUAGAGUGGACAACUAACUUGUUGCUAGAUUCUGGAGAAAGACUAUAUAAGGAAGAUAAUGAGGUUGACUUGGGCUCUUUGGUUCCUAUGCAAGAGUCAUGUGAAUUAUUAAUAAAACCAACAGAAACUGUGGUUUCCACGCAAAGUGACCAGGCAAGAGCUGUGCUCUCUGAUGACUCCAGCAACAGUUCACUAAGUAGUAUUAGUCCUAAGUCCCAAGAAACUAACCCUAGUGAGGUUAGCCCUGCGAGUGAUGAUUGGAGCCCAGGUCAAAGUUCACUAAGCGAUGCUGAAGGAUAUGAUGAAGAAAGCAUGACAGAGGAGAUAUGCGAGUCUGAACCUAGCCAUGAAACAGUAAAGCAGCUAAAAGAAGACACUAAAAUACAACUGGCUGUUCCAGCGAUUAAAGAAGAACUCGCAGAGAAAACAGGUGAACAAGAUGCUGGACUGCAAGACACAUUGGUGUCCCAAAGUGAGCAAAUUGUUCGGCUUCUUGAGGAAGAUUUGAAGGAUUGGAAAGAAGAGAAGGGUAGAGGUGAGGAAAGGGAGGAUGAUGAGACAAAAGCAGAGGUAAAUGCCUUAACACAGUUGCUACUGAGUCAGGUUGAUGAAAUGGAGCAGAAAGAGGAGGAGGAGAGGAAGGAACGAGAAAACGAGAGAAGAAGAACUGGACUGGGAAAGAGAGAGCAGAGUUCAAUGGAUAUCCAAUCCCUGGAGCUGAAACUUCCUACUGAACUUGCAUUACAGCUCACUGAGCUUUUUGGACCUGUUGGGAUCAGUCCAGGUGCGUUUUCAUCAGAUGACUGUGCAGUGCAAAUAGACCUGAACUUAGCCAAACUGUUGCACCAGAAAUGGAAAGAGACUAUCCAAGAGAAGCACAGACUGGCAGCUCUGUCCUAUCAGCUAAUGCAAGAGUGUCCUACCCAAUGGGGAAGCAAAAGCAAGCUGAGGGACCAAACCGCUUUGCAUGAAGAAAUUCCUUUCAUGGAUCAUUGGAAUGCAUCCUGUGCUCCUGUCUCACUAAGGGACAUCAUGAUUGAAGAGCAGGUCAUGCAAGACAGCGUGGAAAAGUGCAGGUCGAGUCGGAAGGAUCUGGAUAAGAAAGACAGUGCAGCAAAGUUAAAGGAGAACCAGCUGUUUUCCAUGUUUCCCACAAUAGACAGACAUUUUCUCAGGGAUAUCUUCAGAGAUCACAAUUACUCUCUUGAGCAGACCGAACAGUUUUUGCAAACUCUUUUGGAUGAUGGGCCAGUCAAAAAUGUAGUGGCUCCUGAACCUUCACCUCAACGCAAUGGCACAUACAGAGCUCCGAGCAAAGAGCGGAAAUGGAAACCUAGGGAUGGAGAAGUUGAUGCAGCUCAGUUCCAGGAUUCGGAGGAUCCAGAAUAUGAUGACUUCCGCACAGAGGCAACACUGCAGAGACGUCAGCAGAUAGAAUGUUUUAACAAAGCAGCUGAAGCCCACCGUCAAGGACGCAAAGAUGUGGCUAGUUUCUACGCACAACAGGGUCACAUGCACGGAGAGAAGAUGCGUGAAGCAAACCAUCGAGCAGCAAUGCAGAUAUUCCAACAAGUGAAUGCUUCACUUUUGCCUCAGAAUAUUCUAGAUCUCCAUGGACUGCAUGUGGACGAGGCCAUUCAUCAUCUUAGUCAGGUGCUCCUUGACAAAUGUUUAGAAUUUCAUCAGGGUGUUUGUCCACCUCAGCUGUCAGUCAUCACUGGUAGAGGCAAUCGCAGCCAAGGUGGAGUCGCUCGCAUCAGGCCUGCUGUACUAGACUACCUCAAAAACCAACACUACAGUUAUACUGAGCCUAAGAUCGGGUUGGUGCUGGUUACACUUCAUUGAAAGAGCUGCUACGAUGAAGCUUUUACUUAAAAAUUUCUCUCUUCACUGCCUUAAUCCAAAGUGUCUUCGCUAAAGAUCAGUAGUGCCAGUAAUAAUAAUAAUGUUUUUUGUCUUUUAACUGCAUACAUGUCUAUUUUCACGGCUUUUUGUAUUGUGAAAAAGUUUAUGUAAGACAUAAAACUAUCAGGGUACUGCAUAUUUACCACAGCAUUUUACAUUGUAUUGUAUAUACAUGUUAUGCUUUCACCACAUUUUAAUAUAGUUAGCUUAAAUAGCAUUUUCUCAAAAUCAAUGUCGUAUUUUAUUAAUGGUAUAUUGUUGACGCAUACUUUUGAAUUAUGAGUGCAGUACCACACAAGUUUUAUAAGAUCUUGUUUGCUGUCUAGCGUCAGGGUAAAUGUGAAGGUCACAGAAUGCUAUACAUAUCUGGAAAUAUAAAAGCUGAUCCUCACUUUGCUUUGCAUUUUACUUUGUGAGCAUCAGAAAUAUUCAUUUUAUGCUGCUUUUUGAGUUUUAGCUCAAGGGUUUUAUAUUUCCAGUUUCAAAUAUUGUCAUGUAUAUAUUUUAGAAAGCGUAACUCUGCUAUGCAAAUCACAAUUCUUAUUGUAAUUCUUGUGUGUAAAUUUGUGGAAAAUAUUUUUUGUGAAACAAAAUUUUGAUCCUCAAAAGAUUUUAUAUGUAGCAAUUUGUUUUAUUUUGUUUGAAAUU